This is a messenger RNA of Dipodomys ordii (Ord's kangaroo rat), 1492 nucleotides long. It is a transcript of the gene Nptxr, whose product is annotated as neuronal pentraxin receptor. The transcript is spliced from 9 exons. The record is from RefSeq and is a predicted model, not a curated record. Lineage: Eukaryota; Metazoa; Chordata; Mammalia; Rodentia; Heteromyidae. Bases 75 to 1490 code for a protein of 471 amino acids.
GGCGCGUGCGCGAGCGGUGCAGCACCGGCCGCGGGAGCCGGGAGUAUUAUGGGCUGUGGGUGCCGCCGAACAAGAUGGAGCUGUCUGCCGUGGGCGAGCGGGUCUUCGCGGCCGAGUCCAUCAUCAAGCGGCGGGUCCGCAAGGGACGCAUCGAGUACCUGGUGAAAUGGAAGGGGUGGGCGAUCAAGUACAGCACCUGGGAGCCCGAGGAGAACAUUCUGGACGCGCGGCUCAUCGCGGCCUUCGAGCAGAAGGAGCGGGAACGUGAGCUGUAUGGGCCCAAGAAGAGGGGACCCAAGCCCAAAACUUUCCUCCUGAAGGCCCGGGCCCAGGCCGAGGCCCUCCGCAUCAGUGAUGUGCAUUUCUCUGUCAAGCCGAGCGCCAGCGCCUCCUCGCCCAAGCUGCACUCCAGCGCCGCUGUGCACCGGCUCAAGAAGGACAUCCGCCGCUGCCACCGCAUGUCCCGCCGGCCCCUGCCGCGCCCGGACCCGCAGGGGGGCAGCCCGGGCCUGCGCCCGCCCAUCUCGCCCUUCUCGGAGACCGUGCGCAUCAUCAACCGCAAGGUGAAGCCCCGCGAGCCCAAGCGCAGCCGCGUCAUCCUCAACCUGAAGCAGGAGCUCCCAGCCCGAGUGAACCUGUCCACUGCACCAGCCUCAGCCCCUGUGAUGCCCACAGCCCUGAAUUCCAAGAUGGACGAACUUGAGGGCCAGCUGCUGGCCAAGGUGCUGGCCCUAGAGAAGGAGCGUGCGGCCCUCAGUCACGGCAGCCAGCAGCAGCGGCAGGAGGUGGAGAAGGAGCUGGAUGUCCUGCAGGGCCGCGUGGCCGAGCUGGAGCAUGGCUCCUCGGCCUACAGCCCCCCGGACGCCUUCAAGGUCAGCAUCCCAAUCCGCAACAACUACAUGUACGCGCGCGUGCGCAAGGCGCUGCCCGAGCUCUACGCCUUCACCGUGUGCAUGUGGCUGCGAUCGAGGUCAGGUGGCACUGGCCAGGGCACACCCUUCUCCUACUCCGUGCCGGGACAGGCUAACGAGAUCGUCCUGCUGGAGGCUGGCCAUGAGCCCUUGGAGCUGCUGAUCAAUGACAAGGUGGCCCAGCUGCCCCUGAGCCUGAAGGACAGCAACUGGCACCACAUCUGCAUCUCCUGGACCACAAGGGACGGCCUGUGGUCUGCGUACCAGGAUGGAGAGCUGCGGGGUUCUGGCGAGAACCUGGCGGCCUGGCACCCCAUCAAGCCUCAUGGGGUCCUCAUUCUAGGCCAGGAGCAGGAUACCCUGGGGGGCCGGUUUGAUGCCACCCAGGCCUUCGUUGGUGACAUUACCCAGUUUAACCUGUGGGACCACGCCCUGACACCCGCCCAGGUCGUAGGCCUCGCCAACUGCACUGGGCCGCUGCCGGGCAACGUCCUCCCCUGGGAGGACAAGCUGGUGGAGGCCUUCGGUGGGGCCACCAAAACCCCCUUCAACGUGUGCAAGGCGAGGGCCAAGGCAUGAGG